Molecule: messenger RNA, 684 nt
Organism: Liolophura sinensis
Lineage: Eukaryota; Metazoa; Mollusca; Polyplacophora; Chitonida; Chitonidae
Product: short-chain collagen C4-like
Exons: 3
Coding region: 1-684 (227 amino acids)
Source: RefSeq, a predicted model, not a curated record
AUGUCAGCCUUGAUCACCGAGGAGGUGACACGCUACAGAAACAACGGGAAGAAGUACAAAGCGGUAGGGGGGAGUACUCGUCCUGACUCAUCCCCCAGAGGCGACUCAGCGGAGACAAGUACAGGUGGUGCAGUCUAUACUCGCUGGGGACGGAAAACCUGCCCAAGUCAUUCUACCACAUUAUACCAAGGUGUGAUUGCAGGAGCCCAUUACCAGCAUGAAGGAGAAGGUGCCAAUCACUUAUGUCUACCGUUAUCCCCUCAGUGGAACAAGACUUACCCCGGCCACCAGUCUAAAGCUUAUAUCUACGGAACAGAGUUUGAAAUUUACAGCAGCAAUCCGGUAUUCCACACAUCUAACUCCGGAGGUAUUAGUCCACACAAUAGGGAUGCCCAGUGUGCUGUCUGUUACACGCCAGGAAGGCCCAGUCACGUGAUGAUACCAGCCCGCCUGGAGUGUCCAUCCGGAUGGACUGUGGAGUAUCUGGGGUUUCUCAUGGCCGCACAUACCACGCACAAGAGGACGGAGUACGUGUGCGUGGAUCAGGAUCCGGACACCCAUCCGGGCACGAGUGAUAGUGUUAACGCACAUUUGUUGUACACAGUAGAGGCUGCCUGUAGCCCACUUCCGUGUCCAAACUAUGUUGCCGGCUACGAAGUUACCUGCGUUGUUUGUACAAAAUGA